This is a messenger RNA of Lucilia cuprina (Australian sheep blowfly), 1729 nucleotides long. It is a transcript of the gene Coprox, whose product is annotated as oxygen-dependent coproporphyrinogen-III oxidase. Gene Ontology annotation, molecular function: coproporphyrinogen oxidase activity. Gene Ontology annotation, cellular component: mitochondrial intermembrane space; cytoplasm. The transcript has a single exon. Bases 174 to 1364 code for a protein of 396 amino acids. Lineage: Eukaryota; Metazoa; Arthropoda; Insecta; Diptera; Calliphoridae. The record is from RefSeq and is a predicted model, not a curated record.
GUUAAUAUUUGUCGGCGAGGGCUCUGAUGUGGACACCGGUUGAUAUUAAAUCUUUGGUAUUUAAAAAAGAACUUUGGAUCUGAAGUGAAAUUUUUAAGAAAUAUAUACUAAAAUAUCGAAAAUUGUUAUAUAGAAUACAAUUCAAUAAAAAAGUAAAAAACGCUUUUACCACAAUGUCGUUUGCAAAUCAUAUUCGUCAUGCGUUGAAAAACUUGGGUUCAUUGAGUACGUACCAAUUCGCACGUAGGACAAAUAAACGUAAUGUGCGAGGUUUUCUUAUCGGUACCGGUCUUACAACUUUUGUAACAAUAUCGGUCGCACAAAUGGAAAGCGGUCGUAGACGUAAAUUAAAUACCUCGGUGUUUAUGGCAGAGCCAAUAACUAAUGCAGAGGAUUUAUUAAUUAACGAAGAUGAUAUGAAAACUAAAAUGGAACUAAUGAUUAUGAAGAUUCAGGCUGAUUUCUGUAAAGCUUUGGAAGCAGAAGAAUAUGCGGGUCAAAAGUUUAAAGUUGAUAGAUGGUUACGCAAAGAAGGAGGAGGUGGUAUCACCUGUGUUCUUCAGGACGGAGAAGUUUUUGAAAAGGCUGGAGUAAAUAUAUCAGUGGUAAAAGGCAACUUACCACCACAAGCAGUCCAGCAGAUGCGUAGUCGUGGUAAAAAUUUAAGCGAAGGAUCUUCAUUGCCAUUUUUUGCAGCUGGCGUAAGUGCUGUUAUACAUCCGCGUAAUCCAAUGGUCCCUACAAUACACUUUAACUAUCGCUACUUUGAGGUUAUCAAUAAUGAUGGUUCAAAACAAUGGUGGUUUGGUGGUGGUACUGAUUUAACUCCAUACUACUUAGACGAAUCUGAUGUUGUCCACUUCCACAAGACUCUGAAGGGUGCUUGCGAUCAAAAUGACAUAGAAUAUUAUCCCAAAUUUAAGAAAUGGUGUGAUGAUUAUUUCCGUAUAACUCACCGAAAUGAAAGCAGAGGUGUUGGUGGUAUUUUCUUCGAUGACAUUGAUACACCCAGUCCGACAGAGGCUUUCAAAUUUGUCACAGAUUGUGCUGAAGCGGUAAUACCAUCUUACCUGCCGAUUGUACGCCGCCACAAAAAUGAUGAAUAUGGCGACAGAGAACGUCAGUGGCAAUUGUUGCGUCGUGGUCGUUAUGUGGAAUUUAAUUUGAUCUAUGAUCGCGGUACAAAGUUUGGUCUUUAUACACCCGGAGCUCGGUAUGAAAGUAUUUUAAUGUCACUGCCGUUAACAGCCCGAUGGGAAUAUAUGCAUACACCCUCUGCAAAUUCAAACGAAAGUAAAUUAAUGGACGUUUUAAAGAAUCCAAGAGAUUGGAUUAAAUCUGAUGUUACUGCUAUAGCUGCCUGAAGUUAUUCCAUUUGAAAAUGGAUGUAAAUUAAAACACAGGAUCAUUGAAUGCUGCCCAUAAUUGUUAUACCUAUUUAUAUUGGUUAAGUGCUGUUUAUUUGCAUAAGUUUUAAAUUUAUAUACGUAGUUAAAUACGAAACAUUUGUCAUGUCAUUUAGUAGGUAAUGUAAACAAAGUAAAAUACAUUAUUUUAAAAAUUUGUGUGUUUUUUAGCAACGUAUAGAGCAAUAUAGUUCACCAUGAUGAAAUUGUUAUUACAUUAUAAAGCUUACUAAAUUUAUUUAGUAACACAUUGUUUAUAAUUAUGUACAUACAAAUGGACGAAUUUGUUAUUUGUUUGAUAAUAAAAAUAAUUUUUUUAGUAA